AAGAAGUAAAGAACAGUAACCUACAAUCGGACAUAGACAUCCUAACAAUAGCUCAGACAAUGGAUGUAAAUCAGUUCUAUGAUUUGGGCAUAGCUCUUGGUUUCACCAUAGCUGAGUUGGAUCGGAUAGAGUACAGGAGAUUCGGAGAUAGGCAGCAAGCUACCUAUGACAUGCUACUGGCAUGGAGGGGGAGACAAGCAUGUAACCAAGCAGCAAAGAAUACUCUCAUCACAAUUAUAGAAUCAUUCAACUCAUCUUCAAAUGAUACAACCUUCCCAGAUAUUGACCCGACUGAAGAGAUUUCCGACUGCACGCUAUUACAAUUUUCCCGUCACAUUAUAAAAGAGAAAUUCUAUGAGAUUGGCAGGCAGCUGGGAUUUGACGAGAUAGAGUUACAUCACAUCGAGCAUCGAUCCCUGUACAAUAGAAAGGAUGCUAACAUUCAAAUGCUCUCGUUGUGGAAAGCAUCUCAAAUAUCAUCAGAUAAACCGGAUGAGAAAUUGAUGACCGUCUGGGAAUCUUUAAAUGAGGCUUCCAAAGUGACGGACGUAAAUGAUGAUGAGAACAGUGAUGAUGUGACCCCUCUUUACCCGGACGUGAAUCCCGACCCAUCACCUCAAGAACCAGAAGAGGAUGAAGAUGAAGAGAAUGAAGAUUGGAAAAUCAUCGAAUACUCAGAGUCAGACCAAGAUGACAUUGUUGGAGACUUCGACGAGUAUGGAGGUUCACCUGGUAAUUCAGAACUUUGUGCAGUUGUUCGUCCAGUGGCGAAUGUUACGUUGGCCUUACAAGUAGCUAACGCUCUUCGCUUGGACGUGAAUGACAUCAUAUCUCUCAUUGCUCCUCACGACCCUGCAUUAAUGGUGAGACUAGCAUGGAAACUCUUGCAUCAAUGGUGUAGACGUUUAGGAAGACAGGAGAAGGAAGAGAAGAUGUCUACGCUUCUUCUAGGAUACAACAUCGAAGCCGCUCCACCAGGUAUUGAUGAAAUCUCUGUCAAGAUUCGUACAUCUCCAGACCUUAUUGACCUCUCCCAACGGCUAGAUCUACCAGCUUCUGAAAUUCCUCAGGUGAUGGCUUCAUCUUUGACCUUUGAACCUGCCUUGAUACGUCAGGUGAUUCUACACAUGCUUCAGAGAUGGGUCAAACAAGGAGGAACAAGGCUGAGGUUGCUUGAAAUCGUUCAAGCUUUUAAUUUCAAUGAUGCUGCAGAACAUAUAGCCAGAGCAAUGCCACAUCACCCGGGUUUCUUAGAUCCGUUCACACAUGGCCUCAUUGAUCAUGAGGGUGGAGAGCUGAGGAUGGACGAACCUGAUAUUAGGGUAUCCAUUCCUUCAGGAGCGAUCCCCAAAGGAAUGAGAUCACUUGUUACUCUCACUAUACUCAGUCGAAGUCCAUCUAAGUUUCCUCUGGAUCCUGAGGAGGUUCUUAUAACACCACCCAUCCGAUGUUCCUUCAACCAUCAUCUUCUCAAACCUGCAACUAUAGUGCUUCCACACUACAUUGCUCCAGAUCGAUACCAGCAGAAGAAGCAAGACUUGCGUGUGAAGCUUUAUAGCAAAAUAGAACCAGGAGAAUUUGGUUAUAGGACUUUGCUUCCUGAAUCGUCGAAGGGUUUUGAGAUCUCAGAAGACAUAGUUACCUUCUCGACACGUCAUCUUCAAUACUUUGCUCUGUCUUCAAACGAUAUUCAUGGAGUUCCGUUCACCUGUGAAGUAUCACAGCCUCUGUCCAUGAGCAACUUCCAGCAUCCCAAUCUUCGAAUCUACAUAGCACAUCCUUGCAACACUACAGGUGUAAGAGGACAGAAUUAUAGCUUAUCAGAACCAUUCUAUGAAGUCACGACUGUAAUCAAAUUUAAUUUGGAAUCUGCUGAAGAUGACAUCAAGAUUUCAUGCCUAACUGGCUCUGAGAAGACCCAAGAAACUGUUCAUGUGUGUUCCCUACUAUCUGGAGGUUGUAAUACUAUCAACAUCAUUCUACCGCCCUCAACCGAUGAUAAGAUUGUUCGUGUUUCCAUUGAGCAAGGCCAGGUCACACUUGCAGAACAAGAAAUUAAUAUCUCUAAAGAAGUGGAACCUGAUUACGAAAAAACACAAAGAAGAGGCCGAUUGAGGUUCGUUUCGAACGACGUGAUACAGGUGUUGACUGGUUUAGUCUCUGGAAUAAAGGAUGCAAGUGAGCUUGGUUACCAGCUAGGUUUCUCCCACUCGAUGGUCAGCAAGUAUCUUUCCAGAGCAGACUCUUCUGCAAGUAUUGCCUCGAAUGCAGGUCUUAAAGAGAUGCUUCAAGACUGGAGAAAGCGCGUCCGACCUAGUGGACAGGUUAAAAAACUUCAACUUGCUUUAGAGACCGUUGGGUUAAGAAAUGAAGCUGAAUUCAUAUUUCACGACACUUAGACAUGAUAGAGUGUAGUCGAUCCUCAUAGGCUCAAAUAGGCUCAACUAAUUUCCUACGAAUCUUCCAUGUCUUCUAAAGUAGGAACUGGAGGGGAAAGUUUUGUUAACACUUUAAUUCAGCUUGUUUCGUUACUGCAUGUCAGGUACCUAUUUUCAAGACUGUUAAAGGAGCGCCUUUGGUGAUCUUUUCCAGUAAAAUGAAAGUUAUACUCACUCUGUACUAUCAAAGCAUACAGGGGUGCGUAUGUCUUUUUAGCUUUGUAAAAUGUGCAUGACAGUAAUGUCGAAAUUAAAUGUUAUUGUUCUUGUAAGGUUUAAGGAACUCUAUUUAAUUUGUAUUACUCUGUGUAAUAUAGAUUAUUCAUAUUAAAUGCACAUAAACCAUUCGUCAAGAAUUUAGGAAUAUGUGACUUUGGAAUUGAAAGAAAAUACAUAUUUUAAUUACCACAUGAUAGAUAGUACCAUGUAGGUGUAUAGAGCGGGUUCAUGCUGGUGAUACGUCGAUGUUCAUGACAUAUUCUAUAAAGUGUUAUAGCAACAAGUAGCUUCAUUUAAUCGUUCGCUUGUGGUUGGCAAAGGUUGUGAAUGAAUUAUUUUGUAGCUGCAAGUAUAAAUAAUAUUUAAUAUGAUGUUGAAUAGUAUUUUCUGUGUCAAAAUUGUUAUCUUUGACAGACAUGAUCUCC
Molecule: messenger RNA, 3082 nt
Organism: Lytechinus pictus (painted urchin)
Lineage: Eukaryota; Metazoa; Echinodermata; Echinoidea; Temnopleuroida; Toxopneustidae
Exons: 12
Coding region: 60-2399 (779 amino acids)
Biological process (GO): netrin-activated signaling pathway
Cellular component (GO): membrane
Molecular function (GO): protein binding; netrin receptor activity
Source: RefSeq, a predicted model, not a curated record